UUUUUUCUACACUCUCAGUCUGACCAUCACGACCUCGUCAAUCGUUAUUGCCUGAAAUCUCACCAUCACACCGGAUAGAAAAUCCCACCAGAUCAGCCCAAGAGCCUUUCUAGAGCAAUGCCGCCCACGGCAGUCGAUAUUACACCAACCACCUCGACAUUCAUCGAUACACGAACGACCUCCUCCACUGUGAAAGGCCGUGCUCUAGUGAUCGGGUCGUUGUCAACAGCGCAGGAUGGGAAAUAUCAGUCGAUGAUAAACGAACUGGAAGGCAGCCGUACGGUGGAAAGACAGAUGUUAGAUCGGCUUGUCGAUGGAGCGACCUCCCUCACUCCUUCAACGUAUAAUUCUGUACAUGUUACUCUCGCCGAGUCUGAGUACAAGGACCUCCUUCCAAAUCUCUCCAAUCUCCUUGCAGAACUCGUGAAAGGCAUGACACCUCUUGGGUCGCUUCAUUUGUUCGGUAUCAGCCCUGAACUAAAGAACGCCAGCCCAAGUGUCAUCAGUGAACUUACCCUGUCCGGGUUCACGAUACUCACAGAAACUGACACGACAAUUAUUGCGCAGAAACCUUCUCAAGUUUUAGCUCCACUAAGUUUGAAGCGCAAGUCCAGACCCAACACCGAUCUCGCCGCAAAGAAGGCCUUAUGGACACUUUCUUCCACACCUUCCACACCGACAAUAGAUGCCGACUCACUCCUCACGGCUUCCGAUAAAAAACGUCCUGUACCCACGUGCGAACCUGUGAAUCCCGCCGCAUCGCGACGGAAGAGAGCUUGCAAAGGUUGUACGUGUGGAUUGGCAGAGUUGGAGGAGGAGGAAGCGAGGACCGGGCUAAGGAAGGUUGUCCUGUUAGACGGUUCAGAGGGUGGUGGAACAACUGAGGUAAAACAGAGUGAGAAAGAGAGACUAAUCACUGCUGCGAAAGCUGCACCUAAGGCAACUAGCAGCUGUGGUAGCUGCUUUUUGGGUGAUGCUUUCAGAUGUGCUAGUUGUCCGUACCUGGGGCUGCCUGCUUUCAAGCCCGGAGAGAAGGUAGAAAUUGAUUUCGGAAUGGAUGACAUUUAAGCGCCCAUUCCUCGUCCAUCCAUCUCAAGGGGAUUCUACGUUGGACGAUAUCAUACAUGCCGAUAGUUAUCAUUCGGCCCGUUAUUUAAUAUGGUUGUAACAUUUAGAGAAUUUCGGCCAAUAAGCAAAUUCGUCGCAACCUUUCCGGUACCAGUACACAAAUACUAA
This is a messenger RNA of Marasmius oreades (fairy-ring Marasmius), 1236 nucleotides long. It is a transcript of the gene DRE2, whose product is annotated as electron carrier. The record is from RefSeq and is a predicted model, not a curated record. The transcript is spliced from 3 exons. Gene Ontology annotation, cellular component: cytoplasm. Gene Ontology annotation, molecular function: iron-sulfur cluster binding. Gene Ontology annotation, biological process: iron-sulfur cluster assembly. The coding region runs from base 118 to 1068 and encodes 316 amino acids. NCBI's taxonomy places the organism in Eukaryota, Fungi, Basidiomycota, Agaricomycetes, Agaricales, Marasmiaceae.